Molecule: messenger RNA, 375 nt
Organism: Parnassius apollo (apollo)
Lineage: Eukaryota; Metazoa; Arthropoda; Insecta; Lepidoptera; Papilionidae
Source: the annotation of a GenBank genome assembly
AUGGCGUUGCCUAAUCUAGAGAACAGAUCUGUAUUAAAUGUUGUAGAAGAAAACUUCCAGCGUAUUGGAUUGGGCUCUGAAGACACGGUUCAUCGACAGCUAAGAUUUCUGUUAAAUCUUGAGGUUCAAUGGCUAAGGGAAAAGAGGGAACAGGAUAAAGAAGAAGAAAAAGAUGAAAGUAGUACUGAUGAAAGUGUAUGGCCUUUACCAACUCACUACACACCACGUUUGCUGUACAAGCUCAAGAUAGAUGAUUCAUUUGUGGAACCCCUACCGGUUAUGCCCUGGGAGCUAGCCAAAAAAGAGGUUGAAGAAGAGGGAAUGGAAACCGCUAGGGAAGAGGAACAAAGUGUGGCCAGCUCGGAUAGUGAUUAA